AUGUGUGAUCAGACCUUCUUAGUUAAUGUAUUUGGCUCCUGUGACAAAUGUUUCAAACAAAGAGCUCUGAGAACAGUUUUCAAGAAAUCACAACAACUCAGCUACUGCUCAAUAUGUGUAGAACUUAUGGCAACCGACGGGCUGCAGGAGAACGAGACGCUGGCGUCGCUGAAAAGCGAGGCCGAGAGCCUCAAGGGCAAGCUGGAGGAGGAGCGGGCCAAGCUGCACGACGUGGAGCUGCACCAGGUGGCAGAGCGGGUGGAGGCCCUGGGCCAGUUUGUCAUGAAGACCAGAAGGACCCUCAAAGGCCAUGGGAACAAAGUUCUCUGCAUGGACUGGUGCAAAGAUAAGAGGAGGAUCGUGAGCUCCUCACAGGAUGGGAAGGUGAUCGUGUGGGACUCCUUCACCACCAACAAGGAGCACGCGGUCACUAUGCCCUGCACGUGGGUGAUGGCGUGUGCUUACGCCCCGUCAGGAUGUGCCAUAGCUUGCGGUGGUUUGGAUAAUAAGUGCUCUGUGUACCCAUUGACAUUUGACAAAAAUGAGAACAUGGCUGCCAAAAAGAAGUCUGUAGCUAUGCAUACCAACUACCUGUCGGCCUGCAGCUUCACCAACUCUGACAUGCAGAUCCUGACAGCCAGUGGCGACGGCACAUGCGCCCUAUGGGAUGUGGAGAGCGGGCAGCUGCUGCAGAGCUUCCAUGGGCACGGGGCUGAUGUCCUCUGCUUGGAUUUGGCCCCCUCAGAAACCGGAAACACCUUUGUGUCUGGGGGAUGUGACAAGAAAGCCAUGGUGUGGGACAUGCGCUCUGGCCAAUGUGUGCAGGCCUUUGAAACACACGAAUCUGACAUCAACAGUGUCAGGUACUAUCCCAGUGGAGACGCCUUUGCUUCAGGGUCAGAUGAUGCUACGUGUCGCCUCUAUGACCUCCGAGCAGACAGGGAGGUCGCCAUCUAUUCCAAAGAGAGUAUCAUAUUCGGAGCAUCCAGCGUGGACUUCUCCCUCAGUGGUCGCCUGCUCUUUGCUGGAUACAAUGAUUAUACCAUCAACGUCUGGGAUGUUCUCAAAGGCACCCGAGUCUCCAUCCUGUUUGGGCACGAAAACCGCGUCAGUACUCUCCGAGUUUCUCCUGACGGGACUGCUUUCUGCUCAGGAUCGUGGGAUCAUACCCUGAGAGUCUGGGCAUAAUCAUCAUCUCACAGUUCACACAUACGUACCUGAGGAUGGAAUGUGAAAUCUUCACCUGUAAAUAGAUAGACCUUCUAGAAGAGCUUAGGGUUUCUUGCAGUUUAGCUUAAGGGAUCAGCUGCAUAGCUCAAACUCACUAAGCAUCUUCAGCAUCACUGCUAAAACCACCACCCCUGGAAAUACAUUCUCAUGAGCCUUCAGCACUACAAGAAUACUUUGAAGAACAGUAUUUUUCAUUUUGACCUAUUUAUAAAGUUUAUCCAUUUUUAAGGUUAUUCUAAAUAACUUUAAGUUUAUUCUAAAUAAUUCAACUCAUUCUGUUGCCCAUAGAAUUCAGCAAUUGAAUAUUUCAUACUACUUCCUUGAAUCAAAUUCAUUUUCAGAACACUUUAAAAUCUGCUUUUUCUUAGCGUACACUGUGACUUUUGGAACCUUGCUCUAGAAGUGCUGGUUUUAUGGACUGUCUAAGGAGGAAUGUGUUAAUUGGCCUGUGACAGAACAAAAUUCCAAUUCCAAAUGUUAUUGGACAAAACCACUUUUUAAAAAUGUGUUUUUAUUAUAAAAUUAUCUUUUUUCAGUCUCCUGUCAUCUUUUUUGAGAUAAAACAUUUUUG
Messenger RNA from Marmota flaviventris (yellow-bellied marmot), 1801 nucleotides. Lineage: Eukaryota; Metazoa; Chordata; Mammalia; Rodentia; Sciuridae. The record is from RefSeq and is a predicted model, not a curated record.